GGGGGGCGAAGAGGAAACUCCGCAUUGAGUGUCAGGCCGGGUGAGGAAGGGAGUUCAAGGGGAGACACUCGGGAGUCGCUACCUACAGGCGGGAGCCACCCAGCUAGAGCCGGGGCUGCUGGCUUUCUGCCCUUUCUCCCGCCUCCCCCCCCCACCGCUUUCCCUCCCGGCUUCCCACGGAUACGAGCCAGCGAGCUGUAUUGGCAGAUUUACCACCAGGAGUCUUUAAACUGGAGACAGGGAGAGGACAUCCUUCAAAUCCAUAUCCUGGUGGCCGAUGAUGAAGGCAUUCAAGGACUCUUUCCCAGAGCUGCUAGGCUUCUCUAAGAGCUCUGGCACUUUGCUGCUAAACGUGUCCAAUUAAUCCACGUGGGAAUGUGCUUGCAGAGGGGGAGAGGCCCAGUCCGAUCUGUUUAUAGCUCAGCUGCUGGCAGGGGGGGACAGGUCCUUAAGCAGUACUAAGAAGGAUGGAGCCACAAAAGAAUCUGCUGGGCACGUGCUCUGAUGCACUGAUUUGACAGUGUUGGAUUGUAGACUCCCUUAUUCCAGAGUGGCUGUGGCUGUGGCUGAUGUUGAAAGCCACAGUGCAUGCUUGCAUGCUCAUGGGAUGAAAAGACAGCAUUGAUUUUCAACAAGAUUAUGCAUCUGAUUGGAAAGUGGUAACUCUCAGUCCAAACUGGGCUUGUGAUCAGCAUGAUUUUGUCAGGGAUAACAAAGCAGCAGAAGUACCAGCGCCCAAAUUCUCUUGGGGGACAGCAGCCAGAAAAGCCAGAUGAGAGCUUCAGGUCCAAGAGCUUGCCGGUUCUGAAUGGAUCUGUUCCACCGAUUAACACCUCACAAAGUGCUCUCAUUACAGCCAAAAGGAACUUACAGAGCUUCGAGGGGGGUUCUGAUCAGAGAUGUGGCCUUGACCCUGACACAUUAGCACAUCGCAGCAAUGUUGCUGCUGCUGCUACUGUUUCUUCCAGGACUAUGUUCUCUUUUACAGCUUCCAGCUUUUCAAGAAUUGGGAGUUUUGCUGAAAGAACAGGCUGCAAUAACUCUGCCAGCAUUAGUAAAGGGGUUUCACCAGCUUCUACACUGCUGGCAAUCCCAGGUAGAAAAUUUCUCAAUGUAGUAUUGAUAGAUUCUAGGUUCUUCCUGGUGUGCAUGUGCUUCCUGACUUUCAUCCAGUCCCUUAUGGUCUCUGGCUAUCUGAGCAGUGUUAUCACCACCAUUGAAAGGAGGUACAGUCUGAAAAGUUCUGAGUCUGGGCUGCUGGUCAGCUGUUUUGAUAUUGGCAGCCUGGUGGUAGUGGUUUUCAUCAGUUACUUUGGGGGACGAGGACGAAGGCCUCUGUGGCUUGCUGUCGGUGGAUUAUUUAUUGCACUUGGGGCUGCCAUGUUUUCUUUACCUCAUUUCAUCUCUCCACCAUAUCAGAUCCAGGAAUUGAACUCUUCUGUCUCUAAUGACGGCUUGUGCAUGACUGGCAAUAACUCCAAAGACCAUGCGGAGUCGCCAGAGUGUUUCAGGGAUUCAGGUGGAAAGGACCACUCACUCUAUGUAGCUUUAUUUAUUUGUGCCCAAAUUCUCAUUGGCAUGGGCUCCACACCCAUCUACACCUUGGGACCAACCUACUUGGAUGACAAUGUCAAGAAAGAAAACUCAUCACUCUACCUAGCCAUCAUGUAUGUAAUGGGAGCACUUGGUCCUGCAGCAGGAUAUUUAUUAGGCGGAGUUCUUAUUGGAUUUUAUGUGGAUCCUAGAAGUACUGUUUAUAUUGACCAGAGUGACCCUCGUUUCAUCGGUAACUGGUGGAGUGGGUUCCUCCUUUGUGCCACUGCGAUGCUUUUUGUCAUACUUCCAAUGUUUACUUUCCCCAAAAAGCUUCCACCUCGACAUAAGAAAAAGAAGAAAAAGAAGAUGCAUGCUGAUGAUGUUUCAAGUGAUGAUGAUAUUGUAAAAGAAAAAGCAAACAGCAAAACUCAGGUAGACCAUGAAGUCCCUGCUUCAAUGGGAUUUGGAAAGAACGUUAGAGAACUUCCAAGAGCAGCUGUCAGGAUCUUAAGCAACAUGACAUUCCUUUUUGUGAGUUUGUCAUACACAGCCGAGAGUGCCAUUGUUACUGCUUUUAUUACCUUCAUCCCCAAGUUCAUCGAGUCACAGUUUGGCAUCCCCGCUUCUAAUGCCAGCAUCUACACUGGUGUGAUCAUUGUUCCAAGUGCUGGUGUUGGUAUUGUCUUAGGGGGCUACAUUAUAAAAAAACUCAAGCUCAGUGCAAGAGAGUCUGCAAAGCUGGCAAUGAUCUGCAGUGGUGUGUCUUUGCUGUGUUUUUCAACACUGUUCAUUGUUGGAUGCGAAAGCAUUAAUCUAGGGGGGAUAAACAUACCAUAUACUACCGGUCCUACACUCACCAUGGCACAUAGGAAUCUCACUGGGAGCUGUAACGUCAACUGUGGCUGCAAAAUCCAUGAAUAUGAACCUGUGUGUGGGUCAGAUGGAAUCACAUAUUUCAACCCUUGUCUGGCUGGUUGCAUCAGCAGUGGAAAUCAUAGCACAGGGAUAAGAAAUUAUACAGAAUGUGCCUGUGUCCAAAGCAGACAAGUUAUUACACCACCGACAGUUGGACAGCGCAGUCAGCUGAGAGUGGUGAUCGUCAAAACAUAUCUCAAUGAGAAUGGUUAUGCUGUGUCUGGGAAGUGUAAUCGAACCUGCAAUACACUCAUUCCAUUUCUCAUUUUUCUCUUCAUUGUUACGCUCAUCACAGCAUGUGCCCAGCCAUCAGCAAUCAUAGUAACACUCAGGUCUGUGGAAGAUGGUGAGAGGCCUUUUGCACUUGGGAUGCAAUUUGUUUUAUUAAGAACCCUUGCAUACAUUCCCACUCCAAUUUAUUUUGGAGCUGUCAUCGACACAACCUGCAUGCUGUGGCAACAGGAGUGUGGUGUGCAAGGCUCAUGUUGGGAAUACGAUGUGACGUCGUUUCGUUUCGUCUACUUUGGUCUGGCUGCUGGCCUAAAAUGUGUUGGAUUCCUGUUCAUUUUCCUUGCCUGGUACUCCAUUAAAUACAAAGAAGAGAAGCUGCAAAGGCAGAUGUGGAGGGGCUCAUCUAUCAACACAGUGAGUGAGGUGGUGGGGAACACCGGAGCUCAACAAAACUAUGCACGGACUAGAUCCUGCCCCGCUUUUAGCUCUCAAGGCGAACAUACUGAAGAUGCUGGCCCGUCACUAGGGAUGCAUUACAUAGCGCAGACCUAUCCUGGCCCCCUUACAGAAGCAAUAAAUGCCCCAGAUGAAAAGGUUUCAGAAGUACCCACUCCUGAGAUAUAGAGCCCUUUGGUAACCUCAAAUUUGGUUUGUUGGUCAGUUUUUAAGUAUGGGGCCUUUAGAAACACCCGUGCCUUCUUUUUCUUAACCUGAUCUGCAACAGAUAACAAACCAACAAAGCUUCAUGCACAGAGCCAUGACCUAUCUGAGGGCUGGAAACCUCAAAACAACCUAGGUAGCUCUUUCUUCCCUUGUUGGGAAGGGAGUUUUAAAACAUGUUUGUAAGUAUUUCAGCUGUGUCUGUUAAAUCCCCAAGUUCCAGGCAAGUGUUAAAAAAGGCAGAACUCAAGAGAAGAUUGACAGAAACGAAUAUCCAAAGUUACAAAACCAGUAAGGUAAUGCAUCCACAACUCCUGGACUGGGGAGGAGUAAGUAAUUAUUUUGACUUCUGUUUCAAAGCACAACUAAAACCAGUCUCAGCUAUGCAA
This is a messenger RNA of Lacerta agilis (Sand lizard), 3731 nucleotides long. It is a transcript of the gene SLCO5A1, whose product is annotated as solute carrier organic anion transporter family member 5A1. The record is from RefSeq and is a predicted model, not a curated record. Bases 694 to 3306 code for a protein of 870 amino acids. Gene Ontology annotation, molecular function: protein binding. Gene Ontology annotation, biological process: transmembrane transport; sodium-independent organic anion transport. Gene Ontology annotation, cellular component: membrane. Lineage: Eukaryota; Metazoa; Chordata; Lepidosauria; Squamata; Lacertidae. The transcript is spliced from 10 exons.